Messenger RNA from Paramormyrops kingsleyae, 1503 nucleotides. RefSeq names its product cell division cycle 34 homolog (S. cerevisiae) b (gene cdc34b). The record is from RefSeq and is a predicted model, not a curated record. NCBI's taxonomy places the organism in Eukaryota, Metazoa, Chordata, Actinopteri, Osteoglossiformes, Mormyridae.
GAUUGGCCUUUACUUUAGAGACCGCCUUAGAACGACACAUUUUAGCAAACAGCUGCGAGUUAUCGAAGGGGGAUAGAAUUGCUCGAGCGGUUGAAUGUUGGAUAAGUUAGUUAUUUUUUGGUAUAGAAAAGCAUCAGUUUGGUCAGUGUUUUAUUUGUAUUGCGCCUGUUCCGACGUUGAUUUAACAUUAGCUCAUCGGGUGGGGGUGCGUUUAGCUAGGUAGAUGAAACGGCUAAUGGUUGAUAGUUUGGUAGUGAAGAACUAAAGAGGAAAGAAACAAACAAAGGAGGGUGACUGCGUUGGUUUCGGUCGAAAUAGUCCGACUUUUUAAGCUGUGAGUGGGUUAGUGUUCCAGUUACACAGAUACGGGAGAGCCGGUUACUUGUUCGGCCAGUUAGAACGCCGUUAGCUAGCCCGACGUUUUUGUUUUUGUUUGUGUGGGAGGCUUGUCGAAAUAGCAGCUAAAGCUAAUAAUUUACGACGGAACAAGUGUUGUUAUCGAGGUUAAACAAAAGGAGGACCCUUUCUCGAUAACUUGGGCGACUCGAUAGCUAGUUUCUGUCCGUUUUUUUUGGGAGGGGGGGUUCGGAGAGCUAUUUAGCUGGUUAACUGGUUAGCCGGGGGGAAGCUAAACGGGUUGCGGCGGAAUAUGGCUCAGCAUGGACAACAUGUAGCGAGCUCCCAAAAGGCGUUAAUGUUAGAGAUGAAGAGUCUCCAGGAGGAGCCGGUCGAGGGCUUUAAGAUAACUUUGGUGGACGAAGCCGACCUGUACAACUGGGAAGUUGCGAUUUUCGGACCCCCGAACACCCACUACGAAGGCGGAUAUUUUAAGGCUCGUAUCAAGUUCCCCAUCGAUUACCCAUACUCCCCACCGGCCUUUCGCUUUCUUACCAAGAUGUGGCACCCAAACAUCUAUGAGAACGGUGACGUCUGCAUCUCCAUCCUGCACCCUCCAGUGGACGACCCCCAGAGCGGGGAGCUGCCCUCGGAGCGAUGGAACCCCACGCAGAAUGUCAGGACCAUUCUUCUGAGCGUUAUCUCUCUGCUGAAUGAGCCCAACACCUCAUCACCAGCCAACGUAGACGCUUCUGUCAUGUACCGCAAGUGGCGGGACAGCAAGGGCAAGGACCGGGAGUACACCGAGAUCAUCAGGAAACAGGUGCAGGCUACCAAAGCAGAGGCAGAGCGCGAUGGCGUGAAGGUGCCCACCACGCUGGCGGAGUACUGCGUCCGGACGCGCGCGCCGCCCCCCGACGAGGGAUCGGACCUUUUCUACGAUGACUAUUAUGAUGACGAGGAGCUGGAGGAUGAGGCCGACGAAGAUUGUUGCUACGACGAGGAUGACUCUGGAACGGAGGAUUCGUGACGCCCUUCCUGCCCGACGGACGCUAAACUCGUUUCCCUUCCCCAUCUCAGCCCUUCACAGAUCAGCUCAGAGUGCCCGGCUGCAUCCCCCCCCCCCUUUUAAAUACAAAUCAGUUUUUGGAAGCACUACAAACGUUU